Selaginella moellendorffii is the source of this 2805-nucleotide messenger RNA. Its product is annotated as QWRF motif-containing protein 4. Lineage: Eukaryota; Viridiplantae; Streptophyta; Lycopodiopsida; Selaginellales; Selaginellaceae. Gene Ontology annotation, biological process: spindle assembly; centrosome cycle. The coding region runs from base 26 to 1645 and encodes 539 amino acids. The record is from RefSeq and is a predicted model, not a curated record. Gene Ontology annotation, molecular function: microtubule binding. The transcript has 5 exons. Gene Ontology annotation, cellular component: cytoplasm; nuclear microtubule; centrosome.
GGUUGAGCUGAAUUCCGAAGAAGCAAUGCUUCAAAGUACCAGUAAACGGCAGCAGGAUCGAGCUCUAGACAAUGGCCGAGUGCCGUUUGCUCCUUCGCUCGAGGAGAACACCGGUUCAACGCAGCUCCGAAGGUCUCGAGUUCGGGAAGUUGCUUCCAGGUACAAACUUGCUUCUAGGAAAACUUCCUUGUCACCGGUUGGAACUUCAUCGAUUGAUCUCGGCAGCCUGUCUUCUCCAUCGUCAUCUUCAAGCCAGCAAAGAGCUUCCUCUCGGCCGGACGGUCUGUGGCCUUCGCUCAACAAAGAAGAGAGCAGCAAGGUCGACGAGAAAGCUGUGCGAAGUAGCAGGAAAAAUCUGGAGCAAGCCGAGAAUGAGAAGCCUCGGGAUAACCUCUUCGAGCAAUCCACGACGUCAACGAAAGCGGUAUUUGCUUGUAACAAGCCGGGGGCAAUGCCGAUCUGCAAGAGCGUCAACUUAUCUUCGACCAAAAAUAAAACUUCUUCCCGAAAGUCGCCCGCACCAUCUUCUUCUCGAACUCAUGCGCCAGCAGCAACCAAAGCAUACUCCAAUCCCAAAUGCAUGUCCAUGUCCGUCAAUGGAAGCCUUGGAUCACCUCAAUAUGUGGUACAGAGAUGGUCGGAGUCAGGAGGGAACUUCACCACGAAGAAGAAACCUUCACACAGGAAACUCCUGAGCUCCACCAUCACUGGAAACGAAGUCGACGAAAAUCUACACCACCACGAACCAGCUGCUUCUGAUUCUACACCGCUGACAAAAACAACACCGAGCUGUGAAGAGUUCCCUGUUCGUCCACGAUCUCCAUUUAGAACUCCAUCUCCAGGGACGUUUCCAUCUCCAUCAAGAACACUGCCAAGCCCACCAAGCUCGAGACCAUCUUCCUCUCACGGAAGCCCCGUAAAACGAGCAGCCGCAGAGCAAGACGAGGCUCAACUUCUCAAAGUUCUUCACAACCGCCACCUUCAGUGGCGAUUUGUUAAUGCUCGCGCUCACGCUGCUCUCAGCUCCCAGGAAGCAGCCGCUAAGGUACGACCUCUGCGUUCGACUUGUGCUAAAUCCUUUAUAGUACAGAGAUUGCUGUUCAAUGCCUGGGCUCGUAUCUGUGACCUUCGUACCGUCGUUGCGAUGGAUCAGAUAAAGUUGGACAAAGCCACAGAGAGCCUUAAGCUUGCGUCGGUCCUUGAAUCCCAUGAGAAAGGCCUUGAAGAAUGGUCCCGGCUGGAAGACAAGCUCUCGUCUACACUGGAUGAAAUGGUUGGAGCGUUAAAUGCCGAUGUGCUGCGAGUUCCUCUGUGUCGGGGUGCAAAGGGCGAUGCUCUAAUAAUUUACGGAGCACUUCAGCACGCAAGCCUUAUCUUGGAAUCCGUCGAAGCAUCCACUUAUCACUUGCUUCCAAAGGCUCAAGAGCAAAGCCUUUUAGCACAGGACCUCGCACAGACCGUAGCACUCGAGAAAGCAUCUGUCCGGGAGUGUAAGCAACUUCUUGAGAGAAUCGCGUCUUUGGAGGUGUGCUGCUUUUACUUGAUAGCUUCUUGUUGGUCAUCCUCGUUUAUAGAUCGAGGAGCGAAGCUUGCGGGCGCACGGGAUCCAGCUUCAGCAGCGAAGUCCGUAGCUCCGACUGUUUGACAACUCUUUUUGUCACAGCCAUAUACCUGAUACUGUACAGCCUAUAUAGAAAUUCAUUUCUACCUGGAGGCUAUGGCGGUGAUGAGCAAGAAGGUAGCUACCGCAGCUCCGCUCGUCAUCCUUGGCUUGUGGACAGCAAAGUUGAUCUUUGAGCAAGCAGAAGUCUCCAUGUCUUCCAUAGCUGCUGGCUGCCCGGAUUCGGUGACGUACCCUUUCAGGUUUGGCAACCACGCCAUCGACAGAUUUAUCUGUGUUCUGGUAUUUUUCUUCAAGACCGCCCUGGACAGUAGCCUCGGACUCUGGAUCUCUGGCUACUUGCUUUCCGUCGCCAUAUCCACCUUUGCUUUCAUAGCUGUAGAAGCUUCACGAUAUGGACACGCCUGGCUCCUCAGCCUCACACCAAUCUACGCCUUUCUCUUCCAAGUUGGUGGCAUUUCUGUUGUCGUUCCGGCCCUCUGGCUCCCCAUCUAUAUCCUUUCGAACGCAGCUGAGAGAUCUCCUCGACAUGCUUGUGAUAAAACAAUAUCUUCCCACCGUGCAGUACUUAUCCAGUUUGCUCUCCUAUUCUUUGAGAUUAUUUCCGUAGCCAUGGUGCUGCCUCUGAAAAAUGUGAACAAAGACCUCGCCAUCUUCCUCUUUCAAUUCGCACCCAUAGUUUGUCCAAUAUUCUGGCUCCCCAUCACCACCACCAAAGACUCCGAUCCAGCCAGUGGACACAAGGCCGUGGUCCAUCUUCACUUCAUGCAAGCUGGUAAAGCAGCCGUCUGGCACAUUGUUGCGAUCCUGCUCGUGCUGGACGAUCCAGAAAUUCCGUCCAAAGCACUUCAACUCUUGUGGCACCACCCAGGAGACCUUUGGUGCAGCUUCUUCCUUUUGAUAGACUGCCUCGUCCUUUUUGCUGCGAUGGUGUACUUGACGGCUGUAGAGGACGGAACUACAGCUGCCCUUUGUAUACUGCUUGGAGUGCCUAUACUCGGACCAGGAGCCUGUCUGUCGAUGUACUUCGCUUACAGGGAGGACAAGUUCCUGGAGACGACCAUAAAGAGAACGAAGAAUAAGCACCAGUAGUCGGAGAUAGAACCGCACCCGUUCAAGCGAACCAGACUUGGAGUGACUCAAGUCGAUGUAGUAACCACGUAAUAACAGUGUAGCUUAUUCUU